Messenger RNA from Lynx canadensis (Canada lynx), 5088 nucleotides. It is a transcript of the gene RAB18, whose product is annotated as RAB18, member RAS oncogene family. NCBI's taxonomy places the organism in Eukaryota, Metazoa, Chordata, Mammalia, Carnivora, Felidae. The transcript is spliced from 7 exons. The coding region runs from base 185 to 805 and encodes 206 amino acids. The record is from RefSeq and is a predicted model, not a curated record. Gene Ontology annotation, molecular function: GTP binding; GTPase activity.
UGCGCAGACGCAGAGCUUCCUCAAGGCGGAACUGGGGCGACCCGGGCUCCUGCAACCUAAACACCCGGGGAGAAAGGAAGGUGGCAGACGUGCAGCGGUGCGCAUGCGCGGACACUUCUCUCGAGUGAAGGGUUGAGAGCCGGACCCGGGCGGCCAGCUGGGCUGAGAGCGGAGUAGGGUCAGGAUGGACGAGGACGUGCUGACCACCCUGAAGAUCCUCAUCAUCGGCGAGAGUGGCGUGGGCAAGUCCAGCCUGCUCUUGAGGUUCACAGAUGAUACUUUUGAUCCAGAACUUGCAGCAACGAUAGGUGUUGACUUUAAGGUGAAAACAAUUUCAGUGGAUGGAAAUAAGGCCAAACUUGCAAUUUGGGAUACUGCUGGUCAAGAGAGGUUCAGAACAUUAACUCCCAGCUAUUACAGAGGUGCACAAGGUGUUAUAUUAGUUUAUGAUGUCACAAGAAGAGACACCUUUGUUAAAUUGGAUAAUUGGUUGAAUGAAUUGGAAACUUACUGCACGAGAAAUGACAUAGUAAACAUGCUAGUUGGAAAUAAAAUUGAUAAGGAAAAUCGUGAAGUCGAUAGAAAUGAAGGCCUAAAAUUUGCCCGAAAGCAUUCCAUGUUAUUUAUAGAGGCAAGUGCAAAAACCUGUGAUGGUGUACAGUGUGCCUUUGAGGAACUUGUUGAAAAGAUCAUUCAGACGCCUGGACUGUGGGAAAGUGAGAACCAGAAUAAAGGAGUCAAACUGAUACACAGGGAAGAAGGCCCUGGAGGCGGAGCCUGUGGUGGUUACUGUUCUAUGUUAUAAACUCUGGGAAACUCCCAUCUCUUGCAUAUUUGAUCAGAUAGUGACAUCUUUCUGUAUAUAAACUCUUUAACUGCUAUUUUAGGGACCUUGCAGUUUGCACAUAUUUGUUUUGUAUCAUGGCAGUAAAUAUUUGCAAGAAAUCCCACUCAUCGGCUUUCCCAGGUAAAAUGUUAUGGUAAGCAUGCACAGUUUGCAGUCUACAGUUUUUUAUGUAACAUAAAAUAGGUGUACUUUUAUAAGUACAUUUGAUUUUAUGAUUUACAUUUAUCAUGUGAUAAAAAAAAUCCACCUAUUUAGUAUAUGUUGAUACAAGGUCUACUUUUGGUCUCCUCUUUGCAUAAAUACUCCUCUGUCAAUUACUGAAUUAAUUGGUAUGUAGAACUCCUAGAACUACUAGGAGAUAUUCAGGUAUCAUCAAACCUGGCAAAUUUCCUUUCAGGAAUAACAAAGAGCAUGAUUCCACAGCUUUUGUAGGAUGUUUGCAGACAGAUUCUCUUUUAGUACUAAGCAAAAUUCUCUUUAGAGGAUGCAAUCCAGGCCAAUUUAUAAUUAAAUCUCUGUUUGUUCUGAUGAUGCUUCUGAAAUAGCAUUGAUAUGUUAAGAAGUUUGGUCUUACUUUUACAUUUUCUUCAAUGAGUAGCUCAGUUGCUUAACUGGAGUUUUAAUUCUGUGAUAUGUACAUUGGAUUCUGACUCUUUGUGCAUCAUUUUUAGUUAUGUGGUGUUUGGCAAAAUGGCAAUAAGGUUUUCCCCCAUUUUGGUUUCAGAAGGAUGAGGAUAGUGUGUUUAUGUAACAAAUGUAGUAUUUAACCACUUUUAAAACCAACACCUUUUUCCAUAAACGUUGAUGGUGUUUGUCCAGGUACCUCAAUUGUAGCUCGUGUAAUGUUUAUGAACAUCUGUAUCUUAACACUCCCCUAAAUGGCUAGUUGAUUCAAAAACCUAUUUCUGUGUGUUGAGGGUUGGGAAAAAAAGAACACUAAAUGACCAUUUGAGAAAGACAUAUUGCUUCCAGAUUUUGAUGUGUGUGGGAAAAUACUGUUGCAAUGAAAAUCUUGGUAAUUUACUGUAACAAGUAGCCAAUAGUUUAUCAAAACCAACUUGUCCAGACUAAUAAAUCUUUUCCACAGUAUACAGUUUUCUAACCUCUUGCUGUUAUACAUUGCAUAUUUUUUUUCACUCGUAUGUUAUUUAACUUACAUUGAUAUCUGCUGUUUUAUGCCCCUGAAUAAGUUAUUUGUCCUUUCAGGCAGGUUACCAUGAUACCCCCUCAGUAAAAUUUCUGAUAACUAAUUUCUGGGUACAAAUACUAAUUGUAUAGAGUUGCAGGUGAUAACUUUUUGGGGGUCACUUUUGCAAUACUCGUGAUAGUGGAUUUACUUCAAGUUGGGUUCUAAAAUGUACACCUUCACGUAAGAGAAUCUUACAUUCUACUUGGUUCACACUUCUUAGACUACAUUACAUGUGAUUAAAGGUUUUAUACGUUAUAUAUGUAUUUACUAAAUAUAAAACAUUUACUCCUUUACUGUUGGAGAAAGGUAGCUAACACGUACUUAUGAUUUGUUUGUGUCACAUUACAGCUGUAGAUUUGUGUAUUUAUGUAGUGUUUGUAUUGACAAGACAUUCAUUUCUUUGUGCUUUUUGCUCUUUGAGCUAUAUAAUAAUCUUUUUGUGUAUUGGAUUGUCCUGUUGAUUUGGUCAAAAUUUGGAUACAUAUGAGUCACUUACUUUUAAACACUAAUUUUGUUUGAUAGAAUUAUAUUGUAACCUUUUGUAGUUUUUGAAAUAAAUAUAGCCUGCUUUCCCUAGAUGCAUUUGCGAAGGAAGUAUUCUACAUCUCCCUGUUACAUUCAUUGGCUGAGGAACAUCUGAAUGUAGUCUGACUCAGAUUCUAUUCUGUCAUAUGGCUUUCACUUUACUAUUUUGUUGCAAGCUUAUUGUUUCAUAGUGGAGGCUUUCUUUUUCUUUUUUUCCAGUGUUUAUUUAUUUUGAGAGUGAGCGAGUGGGGAGGGGCAUAGAGAGAGAGAGGGAGAGGGAGAAAAAAAGAAUCCUAAGCAGGCUCUGUGCUGUCAGUGCAGAGUCGGAUGCAGGGCUUGAUCUCAGGAGCUAUGAGAUCAUGAGCUGAAACCGAGAGUCAAAUGCUUAACUGACUGAGCCACCUAGGCGCCCCAGUGGUGGAGAUUUUCUAAGUGAAGUAGUUAUAGCAUCUAAAGUUGGCCACUUAAAUAGCUGAGGAUUUUGUCAGUUCUUCAUUUUCACAUCAUUGGAAGUAGUUUAGAAGUGCCUUUUGCAGAUGGUGCAAAUUAGAACAGUUGGAAUACAGUGUUUGGGAUUCUAGGAGUGCUGACACAGAUCUAAGCAAAUAAAUAAAUAUUUAAUUUAUGUUGAGAGUAAUAGUUAACAUUUACUGAAAGCUUCCUUGGUGCAAGGUGCUGUUCUUAGUGCUGGAUUAAUUCCUUAAGCCUCACAGCAACCUUAAGAGAUUGGUUGCUACACCUGUUAUGCCCAUUUAAAAAAUGAGGAUAGUGAAACCUAGAUAUGUUAGGUAACUCCCCAAAGAUCACAUAGCUUAAUCAGUGAUGGAGCUGGAUUCCAGUGAAGGCAUUUUUUAUAUGCCUAUACUCCUAACCACUGUUCCUUUUGUGUGGCUGUUUACUAGCUUUUUGUUUUAACACAGCAGGGUUAAAGGAGUUCCCCUAUUUUUAAAAAAUCAUUCUUUUGUUAUUUACUUUAUAAAAUCUGAACUACUUCUAUUAAGUAAAUUCCACUGGUAUAAACUAACCAGGUAAGUCAUUUGACCUAAAAGUUAAGGUAGGAGAGUGGGUAGUCUUUUAGUUCUUUGGCCUUCUCAGGAUUGAAUGAAAAUCCCUGGUUUAGGAAAGAUACAAAGGCAGGAGACAUGUGGGACCUUAACUUUUUAAUUGGCCCUGAGAAAAGAAAUUAAAUCUGGGAACAGUCUUUUGCUCAAAAUUGAAAUCUGGGGGGGGGGGGAUGUUUCGAGUAUGUAGUUGCCAUAUCUGCAGAUGCACACUUGGUGUUGACUUUCUAGUUGAAUGCAGUGGCAUUGAACUUGAUUUUGAUUCAUUGUACUUUUCAUACUCAAGAAGUAUAUGUGAUUCUGUACAAGUGUGGGACUGGCCCCAUAGCUCAUAAAAGAAUCCUUAUAUCAUUACUUUUUCUGUCUGUGAGAUGGCACAGACCUACCUCAUAUCCAUGAUAUCCUUAAAGAUGUUUUUUAAUGUUUUUUAUUUAUUUUGAAUGAGAGAGUGAGGGAGCAUGAGUGGGGGAGGGACAGAGGGGGGCGGGGGAUAGAGAGGAUCCCAAGCGCUUUGUGCUGUCAGUGCAGAGCCCAACACGGGGCUUGAUCUCAUAAAUCAUGAGAUCAUAAUCUGAGCCAAAAUCAAGAGUGUCGGAUGCUUACCCAUAACUGAGCCAUCCAGGUACCCCCCACCCACCGCCCACCCAACAUAGUAUCUUUAAACACAGUUUACUGUAUAGUUUUUCUGAUUUUCAAGUAAACUGGUAUAUUCCUCUAGGUCCUUUCAUUUGUAGGUCUUCUCAGUAUUCAAAUAUUAUGCUUCUGUAUCUUGGGUUCCAUUUCACUAGUCAUACUUUGGAAGUUUUUUAUCUGUUUAGAUAGAGGGAUAAAAGCAUUUAAUGUUUCCAGAAGACAUUCUAGUUCUGACCCCAGCCACACGUUGGGUUAUUAACUAGAGAUUCUAUCCUGGGUUUUGUCUAAGAAUGUUGAAAGAAGUGAAUAAGAAGAAGUAGGCUAAAUCAAGACUUGGAGCUAAGGAAUAUAAAUACAGAUUUACCCAGAUCUCUUUUUUUCCCGUCCAAAUGGGAACAUCUCUUCGGAGGGGGAGAAAAGGAGUCAACUUCUGUUAUGGGGCUUUAAAUUUUCCUAUUGUUAUUAGCUUUCUGUUUCAUAUUUAAGAAUCGGUGUUGUUUCUGGUUGUGGUAUAAAGUUUGGGUGCCUCUUAGAGCUGUUUUGUUACACACACAUUUCCAGUUGUGUGAGCACCUAUUGUCAGUCCUGCCCUCCCACACCUCUCUCACACACAAACGGUACUUUUUUUUUUUAUUAUUAGCCUGAUAAGCAACAGAUUAUUUAAUUUUAUUUGUAUUUUUUUGAUUACUAGUGAGAUUGGGCACUUUUAAUAUUUUAUUGGAUAUUUGUAUUUUCUUUAAUUCCUUGCUCAUGUAUGCCGAUCCAGCAUUCACUUCCAUGUCUUCUUUGGAUAACCAACUUCCUCCCAUCAUGCAUGUGGUUUAGACGGGAUU